CAUAAUACACGUAUCCGAAAAUUUUAUGUUUCUCGAUAUAUCCAUCUUGUGAAAUCACACUUUGUUUACGCAUUUAACCGUUUACAUACGGCACCACAACUUUUUGACGAACAGGAAAACAGCUGUUUCUUGUUUAUUAAAUAAAGGUGGCAGUGUUCAUUGCUUACAUCUAUUGCUGUCUACCGAAAAAAGUCUUAUUGGCACGUGUUGUGUAGUUGUUGCUUUUUCCUUUUUGAUAUUUGUGAUCGGUGGUCUUGGCGUUUUGAUCCGGAUUUUAAUUUACUAGACGUGGUGCUGAGGAUUUUAGGGCGCAAGUGCGCAGCGCCCUAAAGGUCGCACAAAAAAGAACAACAUCAAAACCACUUCCAAUGGCACCUACUGCAGUCCUUGCAAUACGUAGCGCAGCGUUAAAGUCCAUGAAUUUCUUCCGUGAAAUACACAAACGAGCGUUUAGUAAUAAAUUCUUACUUAUUACCAAUGUCGGCAUUUCGUUGAGCCUAAGUACAGCAGGCGAUAUGUUAGAACAACAUUACGAAAUGUAUAGCGGCGAUUUAAAGGAAUGGGACAGAACACGUACUACUAAUAUGGGCAUUUCCGGUGUGGGUGUUGGCGUAAUCUGUCACUAUUGGUAUAAGUUCCUAGAUCGACGCAUGCCAGGUCGCACAAUACGCGUAGUUAUGCAGAAAAUUGUUUUAGAUCAAUUUAUUUGUUCACCAAUUUACAUAUCCGCUUUUUUCAUGACAAUGGGCGCACUAGAAGACAAAUCCAUUGAGGACACUUGGCUAGAGAUGAAACAAAAGGCUUGGAAACUGUAUGCGGCUGAAUGGAUGGUCUGGCCACCGGCACAGUUUGUAAACUUCUAUUGGCUGCCCACACGGUAUCGUGUAUUCUACGAUAACAUCAUAAGUUUGGGCUAUGACGUUUAUACAUCGCAAGUGAAAAACAAUGAUUAAACAACCCAUCUGUGCUUUUAUGUAUGUACACAUAAUGAAAUGUUCAUCAGAUAAACAUUUUUAUUGAAAUCAUAUGUGACAAUAUAAAUGUUUAUACUAAGCAAAUGAGGCACUUUAAGCAAUCGUGAGCUGUGAAAAUUCUCAGUGGAUUUGUAACAUGUUCGAGCUUUUCUCUACAUAUUAUUAACUGUACACUUUUAUGUUUUAUAAAAGACCAAAAUAAAUAUUUUUUACAGAAAGGCAUCAGAA
Molecule: messenger RNA, 1202 nt
Organism: Bactrocera oleae (olive fruit fly)
Lineage: Eukaryota; Metazoa; Arthropoda; Insecta; Diptera; Tephritidae
Product: mpv17-like protein 2
Biological process (GO): cellular response to reactive oxygen species; mitochondrial ribosome assembly
Cellular component (GO): membrane; mitochondrion; cytoplasm
Source: RefSeq, a predicted model, not a curated record